Oikopleura dioica is the source of this 4467-nucleotide messenger RNA. The record is from the annotation of a GenBank genome assembly. NCBI's taxonomy places the organism in Eukaryota, Metazoa, Chordata, Appendicularia, Copelata, Oikopleuridae.
AUGGGAGCUGAAGUAGAUACCUCUGAAUCGGAACCUGACUCGGAAUCUGAAGCUGAAAGUGAUGGUGACGACCUCUACGAUCAGGCCAAGGAUGAAGUAAAAACCGCAGCCGAAAUUUUCCCCCGACUGGCGAUGCAAAAUAUGGAUUGGGAUAGAAUCAAAGCCGUUGAUAUUUACGUAUUAGUUGCGUCUGUGCUCCCUGAGGGCGGGAUCUUAAAAAAGGUGACCGUUUACAUGUCCGAGUUCGGAAAGAAGAUGACCGCAAUAGAGGCUAAAGAAGGACCCAGGCUUGCUGAUAGCUCGAAGGAAGACAUGAGCGAGGAGGAUCGUCUCAGAGCCUACCAGCUAGAGCGAUUAAAGUAUUGCUAUGCGGUGAUUGAGACAGACUCUGCAGCUACUGCAGAUGCCAUCUACAGUGAGCUUGAUGGCCAGAGUGUCGGAGAAUCUGGUAGUUUUAUCGACCUUCGAUUUAUACCCGACCAUGUCAGUUUCGACGAUGACGCACCAAGACUCCAAAGAACAAACAACUUGCCCGAUGAAUGUACUCAAAAGCCGAGGAAUUACGAUUUGCCAGAAUUCGUUACAUCCGCCUUGAGUCGAACAAAAGUGAAUCUGACGUGGGAUGAGCAAGAUCGUGGAAGAAAAUCGAUUGUCUCAAAGUUACGAAAAGGAGAUCUUGUUGACGACCAAAUUAGUCACCUAAUCGCUUCUGGCUCUGAAUCAGAAGACGAAAGCACCCUUACAAAGUACCGUUCUCUCGCUGGAGGUGCGGGAGCUUCAAGUAAUGGCGCAGUCGAAUUCAAGAUGGAACGAAAAGAGAACAAUUCUGACGAUGACUCCGAUGAUAACUUGGUUUCGGACGAGGAGAAGGAAGAGAGCGAUGAUGAAGCGAGCUCAUCGGAAGAUGAGCAGCUAAAGGAAGAACUCGAUCUUCUUAUGUUUGACCCCGAGGAUCAAGGAAAAGAGGAUUUUGCACACGAAAAAGAAUCUAAAGAGAAAGGAAAACGAAAGAAGAAAAGGCGUCCAAAGAAACAAAUGGCGGAGGGCGCUGAUUUGGGCGAUAGUCGGUUCGGUGAUGCUCUUUUGAAUGAUCCCGAGUUUGCGUCUGAUGGUAUUGUAAACUACGUGGGAAAACUGCGUAAGGCAGUGCCCUCCCUUUCUCGUGCUGGCGAUGAUAGUCGUCAUAUUCUCAUCAACGAACAUCAAUCGGAAAAGUUCUCUAAGAAUGCCAUCGCUACGGGGAAAUACAACAUCUUCACAUUUGUUCCCUACUUCUUAUUUUCUCAAUUCAAACGCGCGGCGAAUGUCUUCUUCCUUGUGAUUUCUAUUCUGCAGCAGGUGCCCAAUGUUUCUCCGACUGGCCAGUGGACGACGCUGGGGCCGCUUAUGUUCAUCCUUUCUAUUUCGGCCCUUCGCGAAAUCGCUGAAGACUACCGCCGGCAACGCGACGACGAUCAAACAAACAACAAACUCACCAAAAUUGUCAAAAACGGAAAAUUGGUUAAAUGCAAGUGGAAAGACGUCCAAGUCGGCUCCAUUCUCAAGAUUGAUUCGGGCAAGCAGUUCCCUGCCGACUUGAUCUUGCUCGCUUCUAGUGAGCCCAAAGGAAUGGCCUACAUUGAAACAUCGAAUCUCGACGGGGAAACCAAUCUCAAGCUAAAACAAGCUCUUUCUGUCACGGCUGAUCUGACUAGCGACGUAGAAAUAAGCACGUUGAGAGGGAACUGCGAAGCUGAAGCUCCGACGAAGCAUCUCUACGAGUUCUACGGGAAUAUCAAGCUUAGCGACGAAUCUCAGACGCACCCGCUCGACCAAGUGCAGCUUCUUCUUCGCGGCUCUCAGCUUCGAAACACCAAAUUUGUCUACGGACUUGUUAUUUACACUGGUGCAGAGACCAAGCUGAUGAAGAACUCUCGUCAGGCGCCAUUAAAACAGUCUAAUGUGGAGUUUUCCGUCAACUACCAGAUUCUAUACAUGUUCUUCGCACUCUUGACCCUCUCAAUCAUUUCCACCAUUGGAAAAAUCUAUGUUGCGAAAUUUCUAUGUGUCCAUUGGUAUCUUGACGGGAUUUAUGAUGUUCAGCCAAUCAACGGAACAUCGUACGACCCGAACAGCAGCGAUCCUAUUUGCGAGUCACUGGAUGCAGCCGGAGUGGUGAAAACGCUCAUGACAUUUUUGAUUUUGUACAACAACGUUGUCCCCAUUUCUCUUUUGAUCAGUAUCGAAAUCGUGAAGUACGUACAAGCGAUAUUUAUCAAUCAAGACGAGCUUAUGGAAUGGAACGACACGAAGGCAAAAGCUCGAACGUCCAAUCUUAACGAGGAACUUGGGCAGAUCUCCUACAUCUUCACGGAUAAAACAGGCACCCUGACGGAAAAUGUGAUGGAAUUCAAAAAAUUCUCCGUUUGCGGGGAGCUUUUUUCUGCAGACGAGAGCGAUCUGACAAUGGAAGACAACAUCAGCGAAAUUCAGCGAAAAAUUGACUACGUUGAAUCGUCUGGUUCUUCAGACACAAAGGGAGACAUUGAGCGAUUCCUUCAAAUGCUAGCCGUCUGCCAGACAGUCGUUCCAGAAUACUCUGAUAGUGGUGAGCUCGAGUACCAAGCAAGUUCGCCGGAUGAAGCAGCGCUAGUGAAAGCCGCUGCUAAACUACAGUAUGUUUUUAAAAGCCGAACGCCAAUAUCAAUGGAUGUGCGGGAACGAGGAGAGCUGAAGACUUAUCAGCUCCUCCAUGUUCUUGAAUUUUCUUCGGCUAGAAAACGGAUGAGCGUUAUCGUCGAAACUCCUGAGGGGCAACUCUUCCUUUUCUGCAAGGGCGCAGACACAGUAAUCUACGAGCGAUUACAAGCAGCAGCGGAGGGCUCUAGGGAUUACCAAAUUCAAAAGAAUACUGAAGAGCACCUUGAAAAAUUUGCCACAGCUGGUUUGCGGACUUUGUGUUUUGCCUUCUGUGAGCUGGACCGAGAAUUCUAUGAAAGAUGGCGAACUAAGGAGCUCGAGCCGGCGAGCACAUCAAUCGUCGAUCGCGAAGGCUCCCUGGAGAGUGCCUAUUCGAAAAUCGAAAAAGACCUUAUCCUUGUUGGUGCCUCAGCUGUUGAAGAUAAACUCCAGCAGCAAGUUCCCGAAACUAUUGCAAAGCUUCGCCAGGCGGGUAUCGCUAUUUGGAUGUUGACCGGUGACAAACAAGAAACCGCUGUCAACAUCGGUUUCUCCUGCAAGCUCAUCGAUCAGACACAGCAACUAUACGAUCUCGACUGCGAUUCCUUAGAAUCGACGAAAUCUCGUCUUCAAUCCAUCAAAGAAGAAGUAGAGCCUCUUCUAAAGGAGGGAAAACCAAUCGCUAUGAUUAUAACUGGAAGAACAAUGAAAUUUGUAUUCAAGCAAACGACCAGGGACUACUUUAUGCAUCUCGCCGUCAAUUGCAAAUCCGUCAUUUGCUGCCGCGUCAGUCCGAGUCAAAAAGCCGACAUUGUCAAAGCAGUGAAGAAAGAAGUAAAAAAAUCUAUCACUCUUGCUAUCGGUGACGGAGCUAAUGAUGUUCCAAUGAUUCAAUCGGCUCACAUUGGUAUCGGAAUAUCAGGCAAUGAAGGGCUGCAGGCUGCAAACUCUUCUGAUUACAGCAUUUCCCAGUUUUAUUUCCUACAGCGGCUGUUACUCGUUCAUGGUGCCUGGAAUUACUGGCGGCUUGUCAAGUGCAUUCUUUUCUCUUUCUACAAGAACAUCACGUUGUACAUGAUCGAACUGUGGUUUGCCAUUUACAACGGCUGGUCAGGGCAGAUUCUUUUUGAUCGUUGGUCGAUUUCGUGUUACAACGUCCUCUUCACUUUUUGGCCGCCAAUAACCGUCGGCUGGUUUGAGAGGCCUUGUGAAGACAAGCACAUGCUCGAAAAGCCACAGCUGUAUGCAACAUCUCAAAGUUCGAUGAAAUUCAACGGAGAGGUCUUCUGGAAAAUGUUUUUCAACGCAAUCCUUCACAGUUGUUUACUGUUCUUCGUUACUGUCGCCUGCUUCUCGGACGAUCUAUUAAACCAUGGGGCUGAGCCAAAUGGCCUUGCCAUGGAAACAGUCAACUCGUUUUCUGGUCAAGUCGGUGGCUAUCUCUUCAUAGGAAACUUUGUUUAUACAAACGUCGUCGUUACUGUUUUAUUGAAAAUAUCACUGGAAACAUCCACUUGGACCUUCUGGAACUGGCUCUCCAACGUCGGCAGUGGCUUCCUUUGGCUCAUGUAUGUUCUGAUGCUGAGCAAAUUCUGGCCCUCUGUGCGCGUCUUGUCGCCCGAGAUGAUGGCUGGGCAAGGCGAUCAUCUUUUUUCAAGUGCUGUCUUCUGGUUAGCGCUGGUGCUCGUGCCCUUCAUUGUCAUUUUCAGAGACUUCUUGUACAAAGUAUACCGCUAUGAAACUGCAGCAGACAAUACCUUCAAGCGCGAACGAUAUCAAGCUAUGGGAUCAAUUUUCAUUUUUCAUUAA